Neogale vison (American mink) is the source of this 3158-nucleotide messenger RNA. RefSeq names its product RAD52 homolog, DNA repair protein (gene RAD52). Gene Ontology annotation, biological process: mitotic recombination; double-strand break repair via homologous recombination; double-strand break repair via single-strand annealing. Gene Ontology annotation, cellular component: nucleus. The transcript has 13 exons. The record is from RefSeq and is a predicted model, not a curated record. Bases 206 to 1480 code for a protein of 424 amino acids. NCBI's taxonomy places the organism in Eukaryota, Metazoa, Chordata, Mammalia, Carnivora, Mustelidae.
UGCUUCUGGCUGUGAGGUCAGUAUUAGUAAGUUAAUAUAUAUUGAGUGAGGUAUCUUUCAGUAGAAACACACAUGAAACAAGAUUCUGUGUUGACUAGUUUAAGAAAAUGUGACCAGAGGCUUACAAGGACCUAACCCUGUGUUUCUCCUCGGAGCAAAUGGUUUUCAUGCAGUAUCGUGGUAAUCUCGACAGAACCCGUAGGAAAUGCAGAGGUCACCUGGAAUCAAUAUGUCUGGGACCGAGGAAGCAGUUCUUGGGGCCCGUGGCAACCAUCCUUCUGUGGCUGGCGGCAACUCCGUGUUAUGCUUCGGACAGUAUCAGUACACAGCAGAUGAGUACCAGGCCAUCCAGAACGCUCUGAGGCAGAGGCUGGGCCCGGAAUACAUCAGUAGCCGCAUGGCUGGAGGAGGCCAGAGGGUAUGUUACAUUGAGGGUCACAGGGUAAUUAAUCUGGCCAAUGAGAUGUUUGGUUACAACGGCUGGGCACACUCCAUCACACAGCAGAAUGUGGAUUUUGUUGACCUUAACAAUGGCAAGUUCUACGUGGGAGUCUGUGCGUUUGUGAGAGUCCAGUUGAAGGAUGGUUCGUAUCAUGAAGAUGUGGGCUACGGUGUCAGCGAGGGCCUCAAGUCAAAAGCCUUGUCUUUGGAGAAGGCCAGGAAGGAGGCCGUGACAGACGGGCUGAAGCGGGCGCUGAGAAGUUUCGGGAAUGCACUUGGAAAUUGUAUUCUGGACAAAGAUUAUCUGAGGUCACUAAAUAAGCUUCCCCGCCAGUUGCCUCUUGAAGUGGAUUUAACAAAAGCAAAAAGACAAGAUUUUGAACCAUCUGUGGAACAAGCGAGAUACAGCAGCUGCCGGCAGAACGUGGCUCUGGGGUCCGCCAAACCACAGGAGGUGACAUCCCCUUGCAGACCGAGCCGCUCGGGUCAUCCGCACGCUGUGGGGCAGGAAGAGAAGGCCAGCGGCUCCCGUCUGACCGCAGCCGAGAGCGAGGCCACCUACCAGCGGAAGCUCCGGCAGAAGCAGCUGCAGCAGCAGUUCCGGGAGCAAAUGGAGAAGCAGCAGCAAGUUCAACUGUCUGCUCCGGAGGUUGAGAAGAAGACUCAGGUGAGUCUGGCAGCACCGCCAGCACCUCCUCUGACGCACAGCACCCCUGUGACUGCCGUUUCUGAACCACUCGCAGAGAAAGACUUCCUUACAGACAGUCUUGGAAUGUGGGAUAUGGAUCCAGAUGCAGGUGACAGUGAUGUCAGGCCCUUGUCUAAACCAGAACUGCUCCAGACCUCUGCUACACCAGCUCUGAAGAACCAGAGGGUGACCUGGGACAGGACCCCACAGAACAUGUGCCACCGGAAUCCACAAGCAAAAUCGGGACCCUCCCAUUUCCAAACUCACAACCUCAACCAAGAUGUAACAGGAAACUGUGAUAGCACUGGGAAGAACCAGGACUUGAAGAAAAGGAAAUUGGAUCCAUCCUAAUGGAGGCUCAGGUCACAUCCUUGACUUUGUCAGAAAGGGCCCUUCAAAAACUACUUUUUCGCCAUAAAACUGUUCAUCGUUCCUAGGGAAUGAGCUUUAUUUCCAAGGAUUUGCCUUGCUUCAACUUAACCAGAGGAUCUGACUGUUGGAACUUGCCGCAGAUAAAGCUGAGCAGUCAGAAAACCGCGCUUACACCCUGCAGGGGGAGGCUCGGAGAUGAACCACCUUUUCUUUGGCUCUUGAGGUUCUUCACUGUUUAUUGCUAGGCUGCUGUGUUAGUAUGUAUAGAAAUUUUAGGAAUGCCCAGUGGCUACCUGUCCUGUAAGCAACAUAAGCCGUACUACUAAGCACCAACUUUUACAACUGCCUACAAGGAACUGUAACGUCUGCCGCCUUUCUCCGUGGGGCUCGGUGUUACUGUUGUCCACAACUGUGUUGUGUAUCCUCCUGAGAACAAAAGCUACAGCGGCGUUUAGCUACCUUGCAAUCCUGGCUGCAGUCUUCAUCUAUGAUAAUCUCUCGUUUAUAGGUUUAUGGUGUCACUAUCCUGCAGUUUUUUUCCUGAUCAAGGAAAUGAUUGAAGGCCAAAGAAAAGGCAUUUUAAGACAGCAAAAUAAAUUCUUUGUAACAAAAAACACAAGUAGGUGUUUGUAUUUCUCCAUUUCAGAUGUGAGAUAUAACCCAUCUUAACUUGGGUUUUUUUCAUAGUUUUAAAUGUUUCAUAACCCCCUGCCCCCAUGAUGAAUUUGCAGGUUCUUUUUAAGAUGCAUCUUGGGCUGUGCCUUUCAUCUAAUCUUUAAGCUGUGGCUUUUAUUAAUUUUUCGAUCACAGAUCCAUUUGUGGGAAGCUGUGAACCCGAGGCAGGGCACUCCUUUAACCUACUGGAAGGCAGUGAGCCAUUUCUAUUCCCUUGGAAGAUGAAAAGGCUGUAGCUUACCAUGAUUUCCCCUUUAUCGUAUCUCUCGUCAUGUGGAUCUGGUCAUAUGUUCAUCUUUUGGUUUUGACAUCCUUACCUUUUUUCUUCCCCCAGAAAAAAAAUCUCUCCCUUUUCUGAAGCGUAAUCUUAGUUCAGAACUGCUGCUUUAAAAAAGUUCCCGGAAUCAGGAAUCCAGUUAUAAACUGUACACAACUCAAAACUGAGCUAAUGAGAUCAUGCAAAAGGAAUUUGCUGGAAAUGAAACCCCACAGCUCAACAAAAGCAAGUUUGGUUUAUUCGAAUGGUUUCAUUAAAUAAGUCUACAAAGGUAACAAACUGAAGCACGAAGCGCAGUCUUACAAGAAGCGCCACACCCAGAGUUAGUGCAACAUGUACAAUUAACGGCUGCUGAGAAACCCCCAAGGUUUGAAUUCAGUUUAUUUGUUUUUUUUAAACAGUGUACAUUGUUAAAUAAUGUAAGGAAAACAUUUAUAAUUCAGAAAGAUUUUUUGUAAUGUGGAAAAAGAUACUCAAAGUGUACUAUUAACACAAAAAUAAUUUAAACAGUUCAGUAGCACUAGUUCAUUCCUCUAGGCUUUAGUUACUUCAUCCACAGGAGGGAAAAAAAAUCAACAGUAAAUAAAACCAGUUUUUACUUUUUGUGUGUAAGUGAAGAGAUCUCAAAAUUAAACCAAAAUAACAAAAAAUAAUGUGCUGCAUUUGGUUCCCUCGUUCCUCUAGUAAAAAGUAUGGUUUCAUUGA